This is a messenger RNA of Plodia interpunctella (Indianmeal moth), 12641 nucleotides long. It is a transcript of the gene dop, whose product is annotated as drop out. Gene Ontology annotation, biological process: intracellular signal transduction; peptidyl-serine phosphorylation. The transcript has 39 exons. Gene Ontology annotation, molecular function: protein binding; protein serine/threonine kinase activity; ATP binding. The coding region runs from base 239 to 5311 and encodes 1690 amino acids. Lineage: Eukaryota; Metazoa; Arthropoda; Insecta; Lepidoptera; Pyralidae. The record is from RefSeq and is a predicted model, not a curated record.
AAAAUGAAACAUGUCAUUUUCGAUUUGUAGAGAAGCUGUGUUGUGUGUUGCGAUAUUUUUAUCAUGGUAUAGAAAUACUUUCUUGAACUAUUUGCAUCAAGCUUGAUUGUCAAUCAAUGUUCGCGUAAUAUUUAUCGAACGACUGUCUGAUUGAAAUCACACCGUGCAGUUAAAUCGUAAAAAGAAGUGACAAAUGGCGAAUAUAUUAGUGCAACUGUGUGUACAGUGAUUGUGGAUUAUGGAUCGUCGGUGUUCUCAGUCCGUUCGGACGCUGGUUUUCGACGAUUCAGACUGUGAUCCGCCGAAAGCCGGCCAGAAGGAUUUGUCUUCAGCCGGGGCGCCUCCUUCCCUCAACCAGAGCGCAGAAGAUGCGGGGAAGAACACUCGCAGCAGUAACCUGGUGCGCAUGCGCAGGUCUGCCCUCGGGAAGUCGGCGCCCACGCUAUCCGUUCACGUGAAAGAGCCAUGCACCGUGUCCAGACGGCCGUCGCGGCUGCCUCCACCGCCUCCGCACCACAGGUUGUCCCUUGUGGUGGGGUCGAACCGCUGCAGCUCCCCGGGCACGGGCCCGCUGUCCCCGGCCGAGGGCCCCCGCUGGCCGCACGCGCACCACGCUCACCCACUGCACCACGCGCUGCUGUCGUCGAGCGUCAAGCGCGGCAAGGAGCUCUUGAGUAGUAGUAAGGAUAUCGAUGGACGCAGGUGGUCCGUGGCGUCGCUGCCGUCCUCGGGCUACGGAACCACGCCUGGCAGCUCUAGUCUAUCUUCACAAUGCUCGUCGCAAGAGCGUCUGCUUGCAGUGCAAGCGGUGUGCGAGCCACCGCCGCGGGCGCCCUGUCCACAUUGCCAUCAGCACCAGAAUUCUCUCAAUAGCUCACAAGGUAGCGGGAUGAACAACUGGGCGUCACUAUCAGAUAGUGGGGGUAGUGGGCACGCGGGAGCGCGAGCACCUUCCCCACAGAGCCCCGCCAGAAGAGUGAGGAGUAGAAGCCUCAGUUCACCGUCGCGGUCGCCAGGUGGCGCUGGUAGCGGCAGUGAAGCGAAAGAUGACGCAGUGUCAGCUAUGUCUUCACUGUUCGCCGCUCGGUUCCCGGCAGCGCAGCGGGCGAUGGAUGAUAAAUUGCGGGCGUUAAUAGAAGAGCUAACCGAAUUAGACAAGAAGCCAGAUCGAAAUCCUAUAGAACGAUUUGUACAAAGACAGGUGUUGGAAAUGGCCCGGGACUGUUUACACAAAUCAGAAUGUAAGCAGGUUACAAGCAGCUAUUUCUACGAUAUGGCCGACAGUCUGGACAGGUUGCUGGCGGAGACGCGGGAGAAAUCAGCGGAAGCGGGGUCGCAGGUGGCGCCACUGGUGACGCGGCUAAUACUCGCGAUGGCGAGGCCCGCGAGGUUGCUGGAAUGUCUCGAGUUCGAUCCCGAGAAGUUCUACAGGCUCCUGGAAGCUGCCGAAGGUCAAGCUAAGCAUGUACAGGGCAUAACGACAGACAUACCGCAGUACAUAAUUCAUAAACUGGGCCUGUCUCGAGACCCGCUAGCGGAGCUCAACGCCCCCCCUCCACCCCCACAGCCGCUGCCGCAGAACUCUUCUCCAUCUAAGAGCAGAGGCAGGUCGUCGCCGCCCGGGGGCGCGGCGGGGGCGCCGGCUGAGAGCGACUAUCAAGUGAUCAAGCUGAUAUCCAACGGAGCCUACGGGGCUGUGUAUCUUGUCAAACACAAGCAGACCAGGCAAAGGUACGCAAUGAAGAAAAUCAGCAAAAACAAUUUAAUAUUGAGGAAUCAAGUUGAACAAGCGUUUGCUGAAAGGGAUAUACUUAGUUUUGCCGAUAAUCCUUUUGUGGUGACGAUGUACUGCUCGUUCGAGACGAAGCGUCACCUGUGCCUGAUCCUGGAGUUCGUGGAGGGCGGGGACUGCGCCACGCUGGCGCGCAGCGGGCCGCUGCCGCCGGACAUGGCGCGGCAUUACUUCGCCGAGGCCGUGCUGGCUGUCGAGUAUCUGCAUUCCUACGGCAUCGUGCACCGCGACCUCAAGCCGGACAACCUGCUCAUCACCGCAACUGGCCACAUAAAGCUGACUGACUUCGGACUCAGCAAAAUGGGUCUUAUGUCAUUGGCGACGAAUCUGUACGAAGAAUAUGCAGACAGAGAAGCACGCCAGUUCUCUGAUAAGCAAGUGUGCGGCACACCGGAGUACAUCGCGCCCGAAGUUAUAUUGCGACAGGGUUACGGAAAGCCAGUGGAUUGGUGGUCUAUGGGCAUCAUUCUGUACGAAUUCCUGGUGGGAUGCGUGCCCUUCUUCGGAGACACGCCUGAGGAACUCUUCGCCCACACCGUCAAUGAUGACAUAGAAUGGCCGUCGGAAGAAGACUUCCCCAUAGCGGUGGAAGCGCGGGCCAUCAUCACGGAGUUGCUAGCGAGGAACCCUCGCGACAGGCUCGGGACUGGAGGCACGCAUCAAGUCAAGGAACACCUGUAUUUCUACGGAUUGGACUGGAACAAUCUCCUCAGGCGGAAAGCGGAGUUCAUUCCGCAGUUGGAGAACGACGAAGACACUAGCUAUUUUGACAGUCGUUGCGACCGCUACAACCAUAGCGAAGUGGACACGGACGAAGCCGCGGACAGCAACGAGGGCCGCGAGGACCCCGUGUUCGCCGCGUUCUCGAGCACUUCGCCGCAAUGGAGGAGGCAUUACCAUCAUUCUCAGUCACAUGUUUCUCACGAGUCUAGGAGCACGGACAGCUGGCCUGGCACCCCAGACAGCGCGGGGCCGCCGACGACGCCAACGGCUCCGCAUUUGCAUCAUCAUAAAUGUCCUAUGGUCGGAGGUAGUGCUUCAACAGCGGAAUCCUCUCAAACGGAUUCCGAUGACGUUUCCCCCGCGUGCCGACGCCGAGCCACCUUCAGGCCCACUAUGACCGUGUCCCACGGCUCCAUGGGGUCGAUCGGAGCCGUGGGCCUGGGCCAUUCAUUGCUGCACCAACACCAGCCACAGCCCACUAGCAUGGCCUUGGUUCCGAGAUUAGCGGACGUACCAAGGCGCGAAGAACGAAGCCUGGACAAGCCGGACAAAGUGGAGAAAGUGGACAAGGUCAGGCCAUCAGCUCUCAUAGCGCCCAAAUCUAUGAGGCGCUCCGCAAGUACCUCGGGGCUUUCAUUGGUCAUACACCCAGCGGAGGACCUAUCUAUAGGCGGUGGGGCAGGGUCGCCAUGUGCAGGCAACACUUCGUCCACUAACUCCUCGCGAGAUUCUUCACCGUGUCGCGACCCACCUUCACCAUUCGCACUGGCCAACCAUUCGCUGAUCCAGUCGUCGAAACCUCCUAUAGUCGUUCGUCGUGGACCGAGAGGAUUUGGCUUCACAAUACACACUGUUCGCGUGUAUUACGGCGAUACCGACUAUUAUACAAUGCACCAUCUUGUUUCGGCGGUGAGCGAACAGGGAGCUGCGUGGGCGGCGGGGCUGCGGGCGGGGGAUCUCAUAACUCAGCUCAACGGGGAGUCUGUGCAGGGGAUGCUGCACACACAGGUGUUGCGUUUGCUGUUGGCUGCACCACACGCCACGUUGAGAGCUACGCCGCUUGACCAAACUACAAUACAGGCGGGCGGGCGGCGCAGGGCCGGGGGCGGGCGGCGGGCGUCGGCGCCGCCGCGGCCGCGCCCGCGCCGCCGCUGCUCACUGUUCCGCCGGAUAUCCAGCAAGCGUGCCUCGCAGGAGAUGCAUCAGAUCGUGUCGAGCGCGGGGGCGGACUCCCCCUCGCCGGCCCCCUCGUCCCCCGCCACCGACAGCCCCCAUCACACAACCACUCACUACCAAAGGCCAUCAUCCCUCCACGGGCUCAAACACAAACUAGUCGCUGGGGGCGUGAGCAAUGUUGGCAACGUCAGCGUAGGGGGGGAGGUGAGGAGGGCGUCACUACAACACAUGCCACUAUCCCCCCUCGCGAGAACCCCUUCCCCCUCGCCGCAACCACAACCGCAACCCGCUUCUCCUACUAGUCGAUGCGAGGCCCGAAGUCCGUCGCCAUUGGCUGCGCGGGAGUGCGGGCGGAGGGCCUGGGCGAGGAGGGACCCCGCCUCCCCCCUCCUCAGGCGGGCCUUGUCUCCAGAUAGGUUACACCCUCGCUCAGCGGAAUCUAAAUGCUCAAUAUCUCCCCUUUGCUGUGGCGGCGUGGCUGUGACCGUAGGGGUGGGUGUGGGGGUCGCCGGGGGCGUGGGGGCCGGGGGGUCGCGGCGGGGGGUGGUGUGGCGCGCGCCCGCCCCCGCGCCCCCCACGCCGCCCCCGCAGGAGAAGACCGAUGAGCCGUUGCUGCCAAGGAUUGCCGAGGAAAAAGAUUCUCCGACGCAUCAUGCAAGGAACUUGCCUAAUAGCUCCAGCAGGACGCCAGCAAAACAGCCAACGCCGAGCAUAUUCACGUCAUCUCCCAAACCGAGCAUGGACAAGUCCGCGUUCGACACGUCGACGUCGUUCGCGUCCCUGUCUCUGUCCGACGACUCGUACGCCGACGGGUCGGCGGAUAUGUCCAAUAUCGACACUUCCAGGGAGAUCAAUCUGGACGACAGCCGAACAAGCACAGAUCUCAGUUUGAUGGUAGAUGACAAACAAAAACCUCCAAUCGAACCGCCCCCACCCGUACCCCUACCACAACCACCUUCGGAACCACAGCCCAAGGCUCGCAAGAAGUCAGACUCCAGUCUCAAGGACGAGGACUCGAAAGGGAAGGAGAAGAAGAAGGAGAAACCUGAGCUGAAGAAACAGGAUUCGAUAAAGAAGUUAGAGAAACAAGAGUCUAAGAAGGAACUCAAGCAGGAUUCAAAGAAGGAGAGUAAACAAGAACAUAAACAAGAUGUUAAAGAAGAAAAUAAGACAGAAAAGGCGAUGGAGCGGACCGGUUCGGUGAAGAAGACAGAGAAGCAGGAGAAAGCCGAUGCUAGGAAGCAGGAGAAGAUAGAGAAGAAGCAGGAGAAGAUCGAAGCUAGGAAGGAGUCGUUUAAGAAGAACGAGGCUGCUCUGAAGAGACAAGAAUCGGUGGAUGCAGUAAAGCUGCCGGAUUCUUCAGAGAUAGUGACAGAUACUCGCAAGAACAGUAUGGUGAGCAAACUACUAGGCGUGAUGGGCCGCAAGCGAGACGACGAGGAUCGCCCGGGGAAGAAGGCGGAGAAGAAUAAGAAGAAGAACAACACGUCAACACAACCUCACCCCCCUCAACAACAAAAAGUCCAAGACGACAACAAACAAGACAGACAAGAAAAUGAGGAGAAGAAGGGCAAGAAAAACCGCGGUCGCGCGUCUAGCUCAUCAUCCGGCGAGAAGUAAGGUCACAGAAUAACAACAUCUAUGGUCAUAGGACGACGGUCUAUGACAUAGACAAAGAAAACUAAAGACAACGAGACAGCGUAGCCAUUUCAAUACAACUUUCCGACCUAUCUCAUAUGAAGCGACAAGAUGGGCGUUGUAAAACUGGACCCACGAUGAGGGACAAAAAAUAUCAGCGCUACGUCCCGUUUCUCGUGUAUUAAUACGCGUUUCUCUUUCUUGUAUGAGCGAAACAAAAGAUGGGACGAUGUCUAUAGUUUCCUUUGUCUACAGUCUAAUUUAGUGUAUGUGGUUUGGUUGUAGAUACUCUUGAAUUUUGAGAUUUUUUUAACAACAUAUAGAUGUAUAUUUUCGGUAAUCGUUGUGUACAUAUGCGCUUAUAAUAUCUCUUUAUUGGUAUGUUCAGCCUUUCUAUCAUCAGCGCGUUUUCUCGGUUGUUUUCUCAGCCGUUAAGAAUCACAGCCCACGGUCCGAUGCUUAACAUCUGGGUACGCCAAAAAGUGGACAAAGUAAUCGUUUAAUUAAAUUCAUGUAUACGUAAAAUAUCUAUCGCUAUGAUGUUCAUAUUUAUGCUAAUAAGAUUGAAUUUAGAUGAAAAUUGAAUUUAGUGGAUUGUAAUGAGAAAUACGAAAAGGGUAGGUGAGUUUAUAUAUAUACCAAAUUUGUGAUAAUUACGUACGGUAUCCUAAAAAGGCUCCUCCUACUCCUUUAUGAAUGAUUUUUUUAGAUAUGGUCUAAAAAAUUGUUUUCAUCAAAGUGUUUAUAAUCUAUACUAUUAUUCUAAAGAUGUAAGCGUUUGUGUGUUUGAGGUUACUGAACAGAUUUCAAAAUUUCUUUCACCAUUAGAAUGGUACGUUAUCCAGGAUUGCUAUAGGCUAUAUUUUAUCUCAAAAAUAAAUCAAUAUUUUUUUUCCAGUACUCGUAAAUUUAGUGAAACUUAACUUACUAUUCUGAGUCUUGUGUAAGAAAAACAUUAUUUUCUAUAAUCGAAUCUAUAAAGUUAUAAAGACCUUUAUUUAACACUAGCGGCGCGCCCUGGUUUCGUUCGGAUGAAUACAUAAUAAAUAUACACCUAAAGCUUUCUUUUUAAAAAUCUAAAAGUUAUCUGACGGCGCGUCCCAGCUUAAAAAUUCAUAAUAAAUGAAAUUCAUAAAAAAUUAUACAACAAAACCUCCCUCCGGAAUUACACUGUGUAUAAAAAAAAAAAACUAUAAAAAAUACCACAACAAAAUCCGUUGCGUCAGUUUAAAGAUGCACGUGACAUGCACAAGGACAAACAGCGGGAAGCGACUUUGUUUUGUACUAUAAUUAUAAUCAUUCUGAAAUAAAAAUGGAAAUCAAACAUGUGUCAAGACCAAAUCCUGAAAUAUAUAACUAUUUUAACGCCAUAUUUAUCACUAUGUUUCAUUCAAUACGGCGUACUUUAUCACAGCCGUUUUAUAAUCCGAAUUAACGUUAAGUAGCCGUAACCGUAAAACGACGUCUUUAUGUAAAACGGAUUGAACAAUAUGUCUGCGAUAUGUAUAUUAAUUUAUUAUGUUUGAUUGCAAGGAAUCGUUGAAAUUUUAAUAUCAAUCUGGUGUUCAUAUCGGUAUAUAGGUUCCGUCGGUUUCGGUUGUAUAGGUUCCGUCGGUUUAUGAAUGUGUUCUUCGAUUAAGGAUGGUAUUCAGUGUCUUGAUAGAUUCCGAUGCAUUGAACUCCUUUUUGAAAAUUGGCUAAAAAUUGGAUAAUGCUUCAGUGCGUAUUAUAUUUGUAGUUAUCAGCAAUUUAACUGCAAAAUAAUAGGAUGAAUGUUGAUUCUGUUUCACCGCUUACUGAUAAACUAUCCGAUCGAACAGAUAGUGUUAAAAAUUGUGUUAUACAAGUGUUUGAUAGCAGUUCAUGUAAUAAUAGCAUUUAUCAGUAUAAUAUUUUAUGAAUUUGUGGUGAAACAGACCUAUUGUGUAUUAAGACUUAAGGUUAAUGUUGUAAAUAUUUUUGAUCUUAAACGACGUGUAAAUUAAAUGGUGAUUUUGCAUGAGUUUAAUGAGAAAAACGUAAAAAAAAAUACCGUAAGCUUCAUUAGACUGUGUGUAGGCUGUAUAAAAUUAUUAUUUUUUAUUCUGUGGCACAAAUAGUUCGAUGUAGAAUUGAUGUUAUACAAGGUCUUGGCUCGUCGGAGGCUUGCGGAGAAAAUGGCGUCUAUAAAAAUGGCGCCUUUUUGUCAUAAUAUUUUAAUCAAUUUUGGACAGUGAAAUUGUCUCAUAUUUUUAAUAGUUGGCUAUUUUAUAUUUUUAUGUGUAUAGGUAUUUCAAGCAAGCAUUACUGUCAUUAAGUUAAUUUUUGUCUGUCUGGCCGCUUAUAUAGCACCAAUCAAUAUAACAAUCGAACGGGUGUUUAUUCUUUAUGUCAGUCACUAAAAAUUGUGAGUUUUUGUUUUCAAUUUUACAGUUGUUUUCGAGAACAAAUGUUACAGAUUCAGUAAUUGGCAGUGGAAUAGAAAAUACGAAAGGAGGUAUGCCUAUAUAGAUUUUUGCUAGCAAAGGACUCACUCAGAAACAGUAAUGCUUGGAUGAUCGCCACUGUACAGUCUACAGCACAUCAAGUUACCCUGCCUGAACCUCUAUGGCGCGGUAAUAGCGGCGAGAUUGCAAUGAAUUUUGGGUAGUUUAAUGUGCUGUUGACUGUACAUAAAUAUUUUAGUAUUCUUAUAAAAAGAUACGAUACUAAACAUUAAAACGAUAUACGAACGAAAUUUUCGAUUUUUCAUAUUAAUGUCAUUGAUAUUCCAUGUAAAAAUUAUACGAGGUUGAAGAGGCUCGUUUUGGCAAAAGCGUGGAUCUAUUGGGAUAAAUUUAAAGCAUAGUCAAAGAACACUAUAUGGAAAAGAUCUACCUAGUAGAUCAUGACAGACUGCUCUCGUAAAAGCCAACGCACAAUGGCAAAAGAUAUGUAUGUUUGUUUGUAAUAAUAUUUAUUGUACAAAGAACACAUUUUAAAAUAUUGAAAUAAAAUGUACUCAGUCAAAACGGGCCUCUUGCGUCUCGAUGGCUAUGUUUGAGAGCGGCCUCAAUGCUCCGUUGCGUAAAUGCAGCGUUGCUAUUCCGUCGUUUCAUAUUUCGUGUUUUGGCGUCGCUGUACUGCAGUUGUGGCAUACAAUACUGAUGAUCAGUUGACGCGUAACGGAGCGCAGCAGCCGCAGCAAUGAGUCCGCACUCUUAGUUUAUCCAGUAUUACAUUGUUGAGGCGUAUUGUAGUAUUUUUGUUGGCUAAGCGCUUAUAAAUUGCGCUAAGUCACUAUGUCUUUUUAAUCUCAUUUAAAGUGAUUAGUUUUAUGCCGCGGCAUCACAAUUUUUCAUAUAUUUUGACAUUUGAAACACCCAAUAUUAUCCAUUUGAAAUUUUGUCAAUUUUAUUGAACUUAGACCGAGAAAGCUAUAGACGAUUGAGACAUCACAUGAGAUAGGACUAUUUCAUACAUAUGUUUACGUCUAAUUGAUAUAACGCAGUAGGAUGGGCCUAGUGAAAGGCGACGCGUGGUAAGGGACAAAACAUAAGCGCUCUAUCCCGCUUCUCCUCGUGCAUUUUUACGUGUUUCUCUUGUAUGAGUGAAAUGAAAGAUGGUGAUGUCUAUAGUUUUUUCUGUCUAUAGUCUUAUGCUUGGGUGAAGGAUUUUAAGCUGUCAAGUAUUACACCGCCGUAAUUACUAUCCAUUGUGAUAGGGAUUGAGUUUACUGCCUGGUUUGUAUAUAUUCUUAUGCCUUAGUACUGUUUUAUCGGUUUUGAAUCGUGUCUCGUGCGAAAGAGACAAAAAACGUAACUAGCAGACUCUUUUCCGAAUCCCUAUACGUAUCAAUUAAUCAGGGGUACUAAAAAUACUAUUAUCAUUAACCUAAAAUUCUCAUGGAUAUUUUUUACGCGAGUGAAGCCGCGGUCUUUCGGAGUAUAAGGUUUCUUUUGUAAAAACUAUAGCCAUUAGAAAUACUAUUGUGAUAUAAUUUUAAAGCUUCUAGAUAUUCUAUGUUAGUACUUUUUUAAUGAUAGCACCGCGCUUGCUUGUUUUGUUUUUCUAUUUGUUUUUUUUUCUACUUGUAUUUUUGUGUCAAAGUCCACGCCACGUAAUAAGUUUCGCGGCGAUAUUUGGAACUAACUUAAUUUAAAGUCGGCCAUGUUGUUUUAUCAGCGACAGUGGCGCCGCGUCUACGGGACUUAUUUCAUGGCGCGGUCUAAUGUCUACCGUGAUUUUUCAUAAUUUUUUUUUUUACUAAUAACUUAACAUUUUUUGUUGUAACGGAACGCAGUUUGAAAGCGUGAAAUGGAAUGUAAUCACAGAUUUUUUUAAUACGUAACAUUUACAGCUGUCGUAUUGUUAUUAUUUUGGGGAAAAUUUAAAUUCGCGGUUAAUGUCAAAUAGAGAAAAAUAUUGACAUUUCAGAAUUUUUUUUAUCAGUGCCAUAGAUUUGAGCGUCUGCUUGUUAAUUCUGCACAUACAAAAGACUUGGUUUACGCCUUUUAUUACAACGUCAUUAAGUAAAAUAAAAAACUACUGACGAUGGGUGUAUGGGAUUAGAACCCUUUGCCUUUCCAUAUGGAUAAACUAAACAAAAAAAAACAAUUUCUGGACCUCUCUCUCUCUCUCUCUUCUGAGCGAUUUCCCGUUUCUGGUAUCUGAUGUUCUAUGAGCGCACUCUGAUAGGGGACAAUACAAAAUAUUUUAUAUAGUUUGAAACUACGCGUUGACGUUUUUUCGCUCAUUAGUGGGCGCCAUUGGUCACGUGAAGUCCGGUUACUGUGAUUUACGUUUAAAAUGCGCUCGCGCAUGCGUACUAAACAGACAAAAAAUUUCUUUGGACACUUUCAAACGUUCCUUUACUACAUCUAGCGGCGUAAUCACUAUAAUAAUCUUUUGGCUUCUCUGUAGAUGUAUUGUGUCCAUGAUAUGAAAUUAGUUUUUAUUUUAAUUUUAAUUUUGGUAGCGACGUCGCCGUAGCAGAUCUUUUUUUAUUGUUAUUUAAUUAUAUCGUCAAUUUUAUAUACACAACAAAACAAACAGAUGCUCAAAUGGUCAAGUCUUCCCAAUAUCUCGUUACAUUUUGCCUGUUGAGUUUUUUUUAUUGCUUUAAAUAUUUGUUAGCUGACGGUCGAUGUACAGACCAAUUAGAAAAUACGAAACGAUCUCAGUAAUCAAGAAAUAUUGGGAAUAUUGUUGGGAAUUCAUCCUGAAUACAGUAAAAAAAUGUCUUCUCGAACAUUCCAGAAUACAUUAAAAAUAAACUAUUUUCAAAAACAUUUCUCUCAACUAUUCUCCUUUGUGUUUAUGUAAAUAACAGUUUUACUUUAGUAAAAUUGUGUUUUUAUAAUAUCUCACUUGUUUAUUCUUGUGGGAUUUGCAAGAAUUUAUAAGUGACUUAUUCAAGAGUUUCUAAUAGAAAUAGUGAUACGAAUUAUUUUAUAUGUGUUGCGACUAUUUUGUGUAGGACCCUAGCGUUCAUGACUUGCAAAAGGUUGUAUGCACAAAUAACAAUAUGUAAAUAUCGAGAAAAAUCUUACGUUGCAUAUUCAUUUAUUAGCUAAAAGAAGUGAAUAGAGAAUAUUACUGUGAAUUUAUCACGCCAGAGGGCAGUUUAUCAACAAGUAAAGUGUAUGUAAACAUCGUAUUUUUGACAGUGACAGUCGACCUAGCCUUAAAAAAUGAUAUUUUGGCGCCAUCGCGACUGAUGGUUUGUAUAUUACGUAAUAUUUCCUAUUGCUUAGGGCGCGUCCUCAUUGCUCAGUCGCGCUCCGUUGCGACGACGCAAUACUUUGUGGCUCCGUCGUGUUCGACGCAUAGCAACUGACAUCGAUAUCAAAAACUAUAGAAAAAACGAAGAGCUGCAAUGUUUAUUGCGUCGUCGCAACGGGGCACAAAUGAGCAAUGGGAACAUGUUAUAAAGUGACGUAUGAUCUGGCAUAUUGCCACUAGUAAUUGCAUGGAGUACCGUCCAUUCGCUCAUUACUUUUCUUUCACAUAUAUUAUGUAUGCUAGUGACAAGUUAUAUGCCAGAUCAUGUGCUAUUUUCCACAGAUGUGAACUGCGACUUACGUUUGGCUAAAUUUGUCAUUUUUUAUGCAGAAGUAAAAAUAAUAGUAAAAUCGAUAUGCACGGGUUUUUCAGAUGAAAACUGUCGAUAGUAAAUCUAUCGAUAGUCCGCCAACGCUGGUAUGGGCAAUAGGGUAGAUACCCCAUGUUUUUAUUUGUGUUUUUAAAAUUAGUUAUUUUAAUGUCAAUAGGAAUUUUUAUUUUUAGCUUGGACAGGAUGAAAUUGUACAAUAAACCAAUGUUACUAUUAAUGUAAGCUUGUGUGAAGCGUUACAGACUUAUGAUGCGAACGGGAAUCGUAAAAGGCGAGUGGGUGAUUACGCGCCCACUAAAAUUCAUAAUUUUUCGCACCAUAUGUCUGUUCUGCGCGUUGCAAUUAUUUUUAUUAUUAAUUUUCUUGUUUUGUAUUCGAGUAAUACUCACUGGUUAGUUUGUAAAUUUUUGGGUAAAUUUUUGUGCAUGGUGAUACAGGGUAACUGGCUCAUACCCGAAAAGUAUAAUUUUUAAAAAAGCAACGCUAAAAUUUUGAAUAUUCUUUCGAGUCAUGAUACAAUGAAUUUUUAGUAGGUUCGAGUUAUUUGAUACAAUUUGUUUUGGGACCAUUCGAUUUUACGUUCAAUAUUAUCGGUUUUUUUAUAAAUGUUUUCGUACAUUGGGACAUUUCAAGAAAUGCUCGAUUUUUUGUAAAACUUGAAUAACGCCAAAAUGGCGGAGUUAUGGUUUUUAAAUAUAACAUUCUACGUAUUUUUUUUUAUAAUAGCUGCUCAAUCAUUAUUAUAGUAUCAAAUCGUAUGAGAACUAGUUUUUGAUGUCGAAGCCUAGUUAUUGAUUAGUGGCAUGAAAAUAGUUUCAUUAAGUUCAUUUUGUUACAUGUGUAUUGACUUCACAAUGAAACUAGAUUCAUGUCACUAGUUUCGUAUUGAUAAUUAGGCUUUUCGAAAUUUUGGUCAGACAUCCUCAUAAUUUGCGGUCACUAUUCCGCUAGAUUGUAAUUUUAACGUAUUUUUUUUAUACUACCAGUUAUUGUUUUCGCGCCACGAUUUCUUGUAUCAGAAAAGUCGACUAAUGUAGUGCUGUCUCUUUCAAUUCAUUAACUGUGUAGCUUGCCAUCGCCGCUGCAGAUGAAUAUGUAAUUAACCUAGCGUUAAAAUGUUAAAUGUGAUUUAUAAAUAGUAAAGUUCUAUAGUGAGCAAGGGAAUUAUUUUCUCAAUCUAGUAAUACGAAUAUGUGUAUGAAUUGAUAUGAAAUACGAAAUAAAGUCAUGGAUUAACUA